UCUCUACUAUAUAAAUUAUAUCCCUGUGGGCCUUGAUGCUACAAUUAGACUAAUUUGCUGAUGACACAAUUGUAUACUUGGUUGUCGAGACAAAAGUGACGCAGAGACGCUUCAGAAAGAUCUUGACAAACUUUCAGUUUGCAAUGUGUUAUCUGUGACUAAAACCAAAGAUCCCAGUCUACAACUACAAAUUACAUGGUCAUAUAUUAGAGCAUGUUCAUUGGGCAAAGUAUUUAGGAGGUUACCAUCCAAUCUGACCUAAAAUGGGAUUCCAGUAUUAAUACCAUCUGCUUAAAAGCAAAUUCCACACAGCUUUCUGAGGUGAAAUCUCAAAACUGGCUCAACAUUAGUCAAACUGCAGGCAUGCAAAUCACUUGUCCGACCAUCGUUAGAGUAUGCCUGCAUAGUAUGUGACCCCCAUCCCCAAUCCAACAUAGACCAAAUAGAAAUGGUCCAAAGCAGGACUGCACACUACAUCCUGAGCAAAUAUCGGUACAAUCACCGCACAUCCAGUGUCUGAAAUUCUGGUCCUCCUGAAGUUGCACCCCCUAGCAGACGGAUGAAGAGAUGCUCAUCGGACUAUGUUGUAUAAUAUCAUCAACAACAAAGUUGCCAUAAUGAAAUCUGAUAGGCCAAGUCCCCUUACUAGGUAUUCCAGACAUAGUCAUCAGCUCUCCUUUCAAAUACACUAUUCAAAAACCCUGACAAGAAAAGCUUCAUUUUUUCCAAAAACUACACAUGAGUGGAACAAACUACCACCCGACAUCGUCUCCUGUCCCACCACAGACUCAUUUAAAUCGGCCAUCUACUAUCACUAUACCAACACAGAGUAGAGUCAAAAUGAAAUAGUUUAUCCAAUUUUUAUCCUAAAAUACAUAGAAAAUCUUCCUCCUUUUCACUCCUCUCUGGCAUUUUUCCUUCAAAUUGUUGAAGUUGGCCAGUAUCAUAUAGACAUAGACAGAUGGCGACGCUUGUGGUAUAUAUAUAUGUUGGGUUGAUAUACAUGUAGGUCUAGAUUAGGCCUAUGUACUAUGUGUGUUUCAGGGAAAAUUCCAAAUUAUUAUUUGACAAUGAAGUAUAGACAUACAAAGUGUAAGCUUGUCUGUCCCUCCAUAUUGGAUCCUUAGGCUUUGGCAAUUGCAACCCACCGCUGACCAACCCCUCUCCUUCUCCCUUUGUGUCCAUAGGCUCAAUCAAUAUUUGUGUACAUCAAAGGACUUGUCAUUUGUCUAAUGAAGGUGACAGAGUGUAGUCACUGAAACGUCGCACUGAAAUUCUACACUGGUGAUAUCCCAAAGUCCAUUCACAUUUAUAUUUACCAACCUGAAAUAUGUCGCCAACCUGAAUGACAUUAUGUCUUAUAAUGUGUACAAAUUGUUUUUCUCCAUAGGCCAGAUAACAAGAAACACAUUUCUAAAAGGGAAGCUACAUGAGGAUGUCUGCUGAUACUGAACCUCCUAUUCAUGACAUGAUAAAACCAUUGUCAUGGCUACUUGGAAAGUGGAAAGGAGAGGGUGGUGUUGGAAAGUAUCCUACCAUCGAAGACUUCACCUACGAUGAGGAACUAACGUUUAGUCAUGUGGGACAACCAAACAUUCAGUUUAGUUUCUUUUCAUCACAUUCGAAGACCAAGAAGCCGCUACAUCGAGAGCUUGGGUUUAUACGUUUCAAGCCAGGAACGAACCAAUGCGCUUUGUUGAUAGCUCAUAACCUUGGUGUGAGUGAAGUGGAAGAAGGAGAAUUUACAGACACAGAAAUGAGGACAGAAUCACACACAGUGGGACGUCUCUCCUUUGGUAAACCGCCAGAAACAAAAAAGAUCAAAAGAGUGUUCAGCAAGAUUGGUGAUGACCUCGAACAAGUUGUUUCCAUGGAAACUGCAAACACACCAAUGACAGAGCACCUUCGUAUUACCUACAAAAGAGUCGCUUCCUGAAUAUUAUGAGAAUCAUCAAGUUAAAAAUUAAGUUUCUGAAGGAUGACUUCAUGUGUAUUGGAAAGUUGUGAUAAAAUGAUGUGUUGUGAACAAGUUGAUCAUGAUUUCUAUCCAUGACAUUAAUUUAACAAUUUUUUAGAAGUGACAAUUUAGAAGAAAAAAUAAAAGGGUGAUAAAAGUGUUAUUUUCCAUAGGAGUAUGAAAAUAGUUUUAAGUACUGAAAUACUUUUGUUUUAAGGUAAAGAAUCUCCAGCAAAGCUGCUAUUGGAUGUUAUUAUCAUUGCCACCAACCAAAAUGUUAAAAAAUCUUUGAUAUUUCAAUAAUAAAAGCACUUGUUGUAUUGCCACAGUGGUGAAGUAUAUAAGGUUUUUAUAUUUCGAUAGUAAAAACCCUUUUGGUUUUGUCGCUGUGGUGAAGUAUAUAAGGUUUUUAUAUUUCGAUAAUAAAAGCACUUGUUGUAUUGCCACUGUGGUGAAGUAUAUAAGGUUUUUAUAUUUCAAUAAUAAAAGCACUUGUUGUAUUGCCACUGUGGUGAAGUAUAUAAGGUUUUUAUUGAGUAAUAAGAAUUAUUUUGCUGAAGAUAAAGGUGAUAUCUUGCCAGGUGAUAUAAUGCUGUUUGUGAUGCUAGUCAUGCCACAAUACCAGGUCCCACAGGGACUUGGCACAGUAACCCACAAUCCAUAUAUGGAUUGGAACAUAACAUAUUGGACCAUGGAUUGGAGUGCCAAGUCCCUGUGCAGGAAAACAUAUGAUUCUGGUAGAUAUUGAUUUCAUUGAUUUAUUUUUUUGUUUUUUGUUUUUGUUUUUUUUUUGUUUUUGCUAUUUUUGGUCUCUAGGUCUUAAUAUGCAAAUUGAGAAGAUUGCUUUCCAUGCAAAAAACAAAUAAAAGUGAUUUAUUUUUGCAUGCAUAAUUGAAUGAAUUACAAUAUUAUAGAGUAUGUGUGAUAUGAAUGAAUUAAGUGUAAUAUUUCUGAUACAUAUGAAUGAGUGAUUUCCAUUUUUUUCAUUGUCUUAUUAGGCAUCAAGAUAAUUAUAAUAACAGUUUUACAUGUUAGCAUUUACAUUGUUGUGUCAUAUUUCCCAGAAAAGACAGAGAUGUACAACUGUACUAUACAUUGGAUUUUCCUCUCAUCAACCAUUAAGUUAACUUAAUCAUCAAAUUACUACGCAAAAUUUCGCACAGGAUUUUUUCCAUUCAAAUCCAUUUUUGAUUUGUUUUUUACUUAUUGAUUAAGAUACCACGUUAUCAAUUGAAACUGCAAAGAGUUUUACCUUCGUUUUAUUUGUUUUUGACAGUUAGUUGAUGUCAAAUCUGUAUAAUAAAUAAAUGUUCUAAUAAAAGACAUAUAUAAUUAAUAGAUGUCCUAAUAAUAGACCUAUUGAUAGACUAUAUAAUUAAUAGAUGUCCUAAUAAUAGACAUAAUGAUAGACCUAUAUAAUUCAAUGAGGAAAAGCAAAGACAUUUCUGGUCUGAAGUUACUUCCCCUGCCAUCUGGUCUGAAGUUACUUCCCCUGCCAUCUGGUCUGAAGUUACUUCCCCUGCCAUCUGGUCUGAAGUUACUUCCCCUGCCAUCUGGUCUGGAGUUACUUCCCCUGUCAUUAAUCGGUUUUUUUUCUGGUAGCAACAUUACAAAGGCAUGUGAAUGGCAAAAAAUAUGUUUAAAAUGAGUUUAAAUUCAGGGACACAAAUAUAUAAGUUAUAUGUAUCUUAUUAAUUUUUUCUCGUUCUAACUAAAGUGAUUGUACAUUGUACUCUGUUACUUAAGUUAAAAGUGCCAUUUAAACUGUUCUUUUAAGUUAAGUUGAAGAAUGUUGAGAUAGAACCUCAAUAACACAUGUCUAUUUUGUUUUUCCCAAAAUAGUUUGGAGUGAUGUUGAAAAUGUACAAUGUAUUAUGAUUUUGAAGUGCGGUUACGUAACAAUGAGAAGUUCUGAAUGUGUAUUCUUGUGGACUAAUUACCUCUGUGUAUAUCAACCAGACUGAAUUAAAUU
This is a messenger RNA of Pecten maximus, 3929 nucleotides long. RefSeq names its product THAP domain-containing protein 4-like. Bases 1430 to 1936 code for a protein of 168 amino acids. The record is from RefSeq and is a predicted model, not a curated record. Lineage: Eukaryota; Metazoa; Mollusca; Bivalvia; Pectinida; Pectinidae. The transcript is spliced from 7 exons.